AUGCUCAGGACUUCAAAAAUCAAUUUUUUUAGAAACUACACUCGUUUUGGAGGCCUACAACCGGUCAAUUACGAUCAAGAUGCUACGUAUAUACAAAACACAAAAAUCGACGCCGAUAUCGUCAUUAUCGAAGCAGUAGAAAUUCUAACCUUCCGCUCACCUUUUGACGCAAAAUGGGGAUUCAGCGUAGAAAGCAGGACCCACGUAGAGAUCCGAAAUCGCACCAUGCAUUAUGUGAAGAAGUACUGUAAUGCAGACAACCAAACUGUAUCACAGUGUGCUGCGCAAACAUUCGGAGCUGUAUCUGUUGGAAAGAAAAGAUACAAUAAAGUAGUGUUAGGAAGAUCGAAUAAGGAAAAUAAGUGUGCUGCGCAAACAUUCGGAGCUGUAUCUGUCGGAAAGAAAAGAUACAAUAAAGUGGUGUUGGGAAGACCGAAUAAGGAAAAUAAGUUCGCAAAACUGGUCGAGGAAUACCGUAAUCAUUUGUACGAUAUGGGCGAGACGCAUACUUGCGAAAAACACUCGUCAAUGUUCGCCCAUAUCGUUCAAGAGGCUAGACAUGCUAGUGAACAGGAUUGGAAAACGGUGAUAAUGCAUCCGGAGAAUGAGCCA
Messenger RNA from Cylicostephanus goldi, 612 nucleotides. The record is from the annotation of a GenBank genome assembly. NCBI's taxonomy places the organism in Eukaryota, Metazoa, Nematoda, Chromadorea, Rhabditida, Strongylidae.